Molecule: messenger RNA, 405 nt
Organism: Leptonychotes weddellii (Weddell seal)
Lineage: Eukaryota; Metazoa; Chordata; Mammalia; Carnivora; Phocidae
Source: RefSeq, a predicted model, not a curated record
AUGGCCAUGGGUACCGGCGCGUCGCUGGGACUCUCCUCCCUCCUGUCCCUGCUGCUCUCUGCGGAGAUGCACAUGUAUAGCCUCCAGGUGGCCUGCACCCAGUGGUUCACCAUCAAGGGAGGGGGGCUGCCGGGUUCCAGCCUUUUAGUCUUCUCUCUCACCGCCAUCAGUAAUCUGGAGAAUGUUGUCUUUGGCAAAGGAUUCCAAAAAAACAUCUUCCCUGAGAUUCUUCUCUGUCUCCUGUUGGCUUUCUUUGCAUCUGGCCUCAUCCACCAGGUCUGCAUUAGCACCUGCUUCACCUUUUCCAUGGUUGGUCUCUACCACAUCAACAAGAUCCCCUCCACUCUGUACCAGACAACAAUUCCAUUCCUCACACCGGCCAAGAUCACAGGGAGGGGCAAAUAG